GGAAAAACAUCGAGGACAUGAAAGAAAGGAUGCUCACUCAUCUGAGCUCUCAAAAUGAGCCUUAUCCUGAUUCCUUUGUUCUGCUUUUACCGGUAUUUCAUCUGCAACACCCUGACGCGAAUAAAUGAGGAUGCAUUGGCAGUAAAUAUUGUCGACAAAGUCGACAACAACACUAAAGAUGAGAUUCGAGGUAUGGAGGCGCCUGAUAUUUCAUGCAAAGGGUUAAAAACGUUGGAUGAAACGAUAACAUGCGCAGAAGCUGCUUCGAAGACAUCUCUUAACAAAGCCAGAUGGAAGGCCGAUCAGGCUCUUUCUAUUCUAUCUGAGGCAAAAAUUGAAGAUGAACGCAAAAGAAACCUACUGCUGGAUGAAUUUUCCAAAGCUAAAGAUUUUUUGAGGCAACUGAAUGUGAAACGCUCACUGCCUUUGCUGCAAGUGAAUAUAACCACAAUUUUAGAGGAGAUGACGCAACAUAUCGGCCAACUCAGUCAGAAGGAAUACUAUAUUCUUGUUGCAGGCGAGGCAAGUGCUGGAAAAAGCAGCCUGAUAAAUCUCAUUCUGGGAGAGAGGCUUCUUCCAUCUUCCUCACUGAGCACAACUUCCACGUUGUGUGAAUUGAAGUACGGCGAGGAAAGAAAAAUUGUGGCGCACUUCAAAGACACAGAUUCGAAAACAGGAUUAACAUCGACCAUGUUUCUUGAGAAUCCAACAGAAUCUUCAGGGAAAAGCUAUCUCCAGCAGAUCUCACCUUUUGUCCAGGUGAAAGGUGCAGAUCGUGGGAAAGGUUCAAUUUACAAAAGGGUUGAAAUCUUCUGGCCUCAUCAAUUGUUGAAGAAAGGUGUCACUAUCAUUGAUAGUCCUGGGGUUGGAGAAUCGGAAGUCAUGGAUAAAGUAGUGACAGAGUAUCUUCCUCAAGCCUUUGGAUUUAUUUAUGUCAUUAACAGCACAAACGCUGGAGGGGUUCAGAAACACAGGGUAAGUAGCUGA
Molecule: messenger RNA, 987 nt
Organism: Pocillopora verrucosa
Lineage: Eukaryota; Metazoa; Cnidaria; Anthozoa; Scleractinia; Pocilloporidae
Source: RefSeq, a predicted model, not a curated record